AGUCAGCUCGUUCCUGCCUCGGGCCCCACCUCCCCCCAAAUAAACACCCCUCCCCACGGCCGGGGAACCCGCACCGCCCCCUUCCUCCCCGGGCCGGGCGUGCGGUGAGGGGCCGUGAGAGCGACCAAGCGCGGGCCGGCGGGCCAGCUCCCAGAGCGCCAGAGGCGGUGCCGCAGCGGCACACCGGGGGCGCGUGUGCGCGAAGGCGCGCCAGCCAGGGGCCUCGGCGAGCCGCCGGCGCCGCGAGCCGCCGAGACCGCGACGACCCGCCGCCACCGCCGGCCGCCCGAGGGGCGCCGAGCCGGCGCGCGCGCACGCACGCACGCACGCGGGGGCGGGGGCAGGCGCGUGUCCGCCUGCCGCGACUGUCGGGGCCGAGGCCCAGGGGGGAGGUGGCCUGUCGCGGGUCGCCCGGCUCCCGGAGGCUAGGCGGGCGCGGGCGGAUGGCGGAGGGCGCCCAGCCGCAGCAGCCGCCUCAGCUCGGACCCGGCGCCGCCGCCCGGGGGAUGAAGCGGGAGUCAGAGCUGGAGCUGCCGGUGCCCGGAGGCGAAGGGGACGGAGCCGAGCCCGGCCUGAGCAAGCGGCCGCGCACCGAGGAGGCGGCGGCCGACGGCGGCGGGAUGCAGAACGAACCUCUGACCCCAGGUUAUCAUGGAUUCCCAGCUCGGGACAGCCAGGGUAACCAGGAGCCAACUACAACUCCUGACACAAUGGUUCAGCCUUUUACAACCAUCCCGUUUCCACCACCUCCACAGAAUGGAAUUCCCACAGAAUAUGGAGUGCCCCAUACUCAGGACUAUGCCGGCCAGACCAGUGAGCAUAACCUGACACUCUAUGGAAGUACACAAGCCCAUGGAGAGCAGAGUAGCAAUUCACCCAGCACACAGAAUGGUUCUCUUACGCAGACAGAAGGGGGCGCACAGACAGAUGGCCAGCAGUCACAGACGCAAAGUAGUGAAAAUUCAGAGAGCAAAUCCACCCCUAAACGGCUGCAUGUCUCUAAUAUUCCUUUCCGCUUCCGGGACCCUGACCUCCGACAGAUGUUUGGGCAGUUUGGCAAAAUCCUAGAUGUAGAAAUAAUCUUUAAUGAACGUGGCUCUAAGGGAUUCGGGUUCGUAACUUUCGAGAAUAGUGCUGAUGCAGACAGGGCCAGGGAGAAAUUACACGGCACCGUGGUAGAGGGCCGUAAAAUCGAGGUGAAUAAUGCAACAGCACGUGUAAUGACCAAUAAGAAGAUGGUCACACCUUAUGCAAAUGGUUGGAAAUUAAGCCCAGUUGUUGGAGCUGUAUAUGGCCCUGAGUUAUAUGCAGCAUCCAGCUUUCAAGCAGAUGUGUCCCUAGGCAAUGAUGCAGCAGUGCCCCUAUCAGGAAGAGGGGGUAUAAACACUUACAUUCCUUUAAUCAUUCCUGGCUUCCCCUACCCAACUGCAGCCACCACGGCGGCCGCUUUCAGAGGAGCCCACCUGAGGGGCAGAGGGCGGACAGUCUAUGGUGCAGUCCGAGCGGUACCUCCAACAGCCAUUCCCGCCUACCCAGGUGUGGUUUACCAGGACGGAUUUUACGGUGCUGACCUCUAUAUAGAAUCUGCAAACUGCUUCAGAUCAAACAGGGUGGAUAUGCAGCCUACAGAUAUGCACAGCCAGCUACUGCAACCGCAGCCACCGCUGCUGCCGCCGCUGCCGCCGCUUACAGCGAUGGUUAUGGCAGGGUGUACACAGCCGACCCCUACCAUGCCCUUGCCCCUGCCGCCAGCUAUGGAGUUGGCGCUGUGGCGAGUUUAUACCGAGGUGGCUACAGCCGAUUUGCCCCCUACUGAAGUGACGUGAGACCCCUGCAAAUGGGACAGCCCCCCAGUUCAUGAGGCCUGGCUAUUGCAAUAUUUACUAGUAGAGGAACUCUAUAGCAAGAUGAAGAGGAAAAACAAACAAACAAAAAAAAAAAUACACAAAAAAAGAGAGAAUACUUUUUUAUACCUCACUAUGUUCUUUGAAUAUGUAUAUUUCCUUUAAAUUUCUGCCUUUAAUUCUUUUGUUCCAAAGAUUGUGCAUUUUUUUCCUUCUUUUUUUUUAACUGUGGUAAAAAAAAUAAUAAUAAUGCAUUUCCAUGUCUGUAUGUCCGUGCUUAGCUUAUUCUAUCAAUCAUGGAAGAGACAGUUAAUGAGGAAGAAGAGAAAUAAGGAGCUGAUAAAAGCAUCUGAUCAGAUAUCAGCAGACAGAAUUACCAAAGUGUGUCUGGUGCUGGGUGAGUGGGAGACAAGCAGAGGUAGAAGAGACCUUUCUGCAACAGGAUAUUUUUCCUGGUCUUCUGAGUUUCUGGUCUUUGGCAGGCAGUUUAGAUUAGCUGUGGUUGGAAUCCACAUGCUGAUAGGUGUUAGGAUUUUUUGCUGGCAAAACAGAAGAAUUAAAGACACUUUCCUCUCCUCUUCCCUUCUGUCUUCUCCAUCCCUUUUACAAUCAUCUUACAUGCACAGACUGAGGCAGUCGGUUUGUGUUGGGAACUAUAGUGUUACUAUUUCCAAACACAUUCUCAGACUAUAGAUAAGAAACACCUCAUUAGGAAACCGACUGAGAAUGAACCCUGUAGUAUGAGGGGAAACAAAUCAUUCUUUUCUUUCUUGUAAUCCUAGCACUUCUGCUGGGCCUUUUACCUGAACCACAGUUUCACUCACCUAUCAUUUUAUAAACACAUGUCCUCAAGAUUCAGGAAUUUAGGACCCAGGGACAGAAGAAUAAAUAGCCAGUUGCCAUACCCCAACCCCCAAAGUUUCUGAGCACAGCCUGAGGGUCAGCAGCACAGAACACUGAGAGAAAUGGGGAUGUUAGACCAUGUCUGGCUUUCUCUUAAACCAGGAAGUCGAUACAAAGUGUAAAACAUAGUAAGAAUAAGAACUCUGUUGAUGAGAAAACAAAGCAGUCAGUCCUAGGUCAGCUGUCCCUGGAAGUUUUGGUGAUGAGGCCAUGUAAGGGCAGGCAAAGGCACUUUGUACUAGCUCCAGAGCCAUAGGAAUUUUCAUCUUCCAGAGCCUUUAUGAGUCAUUUCUGUGUCCACAAUCUCAAGCCCUCAUGACCAUCCUACCCAGCUUCUCAUUAUCCUCCAAAGACACCCAGCUGAGCACCCAGGUACCUCCAUGUACAUGAACACUACAGGACAUAAAAUAGGGAACCCCUGAGGUCAGUCCCCUCCUGUGUUGGAAGGAGGGUUUGAAAUAGCAAAGCUCCCUCUGUAUAACCAGACAAAGUCAUGUGGCGGUGGUGGCAGUGACCCACUGCCAUUGCUGCCUGGCUUCAGUUUUAUUAUAUAUGUUGUCAAGGUGGGGGAGAAAGUGUUUCUCUCCUAGCUGUUAGCUAUUACUGAUAAAAGCAAGGGUCCUACAGCAUUUCCAAAACGAAGGUGUUAGAAAAUAGGAAAGCACGGUCUGUUUGGCUCCCUAGUCUAUUCAUAUUGGUACUAGGGUGACCUUUCACCCAAGGAAUAGCUGCUAAGGGGAGUAAUUCAGAGACAUGGAGCUUCUGGUUUGUUAUGGGUUUGUUUUCGUUUGGUUGGUUUGUUGUUGGUUUGGUUUUUUUUUGUUUGUUUGUUUGUUUUGUUGUUUUCUCCUGCCUCCACACAUGUUCUUGGUUGAGAAUUGAUUCAUGUCCCUGAAUUAAAACAACUGACUUGUGACAGCAUCAAGCAUUCUUUGUUAAGUAGAGUGAUUUCUCCAGGAGGAACAAGGAGAGAGGCUGUCCCUCGAAUGGAGGCCAUCAAGAAAGCUUGAGGCCUCAAUGCAAUUCUUACUGAUAAUUGGGUAGGAACACUAAAAUGCCCAGCCUUUUGGCUGUUUUUUUUUAAGAUUCCCCCUCCCCAAACCAAAGUUUGGUUUGUUGCUAUUAGGACAAUUUUUGUUGUAUGUAUAUAAAUAUUUUAGUUAGAAGAAGGUGGAAUGGGAGGUGAGACUUUCAUAGUUUUAGGGGAUGGGGGCAUGGAGGCUUUUUUUUUCCCCCAUCUUUUGCUUGUUUUUGGAGAGCUUUUACUGACUAAAGAAACUGAAAAAUGUCAGAUCCUGUUCAAAUCUGGGGCACUCAUGCAAGAUGGCAGGCAACCCAGUAGGGACAAGACCACAUUCUCACUGGUCAUGUCCAUAGCGGGGGAGAAUAGAGGAAUGAGUUUAAGAAUUUUCUCUUGUUUUUUCCAAAGAAAAGGAAAAAGAUAGAGAUAAAGAGAAAGGGGACAGCAACUCCCACCACCCACUCUGAGACUGAAGCUCAGGCAUAAGGUGCCUAGUGUACCUAUCAGUUCAGCUGGUCCUGACUGAGGACUCUAGGCAAGCUGUGCCUUCCCGUUGGCUUCUGCUGCAUAUCCAGGGCGAUUUUUCACACUGCUCCCUCCAGCUCCCCUUCCUAAGAAAAACAAAACAGAGUUCUACUUUUACCACAGGGCCUCCGGUUCUCCGUGUCAGACUGAGUUUCUCCUAAGCACCUAGAUUUGACAGCCUCCAUCUCCCUCUUGGCUUUUGAGCCCUGAGGUUCCAUGCAGUUAGCUUCCUCAGAGGCAGGUUCCUCAAAGCGCCAGUACAUACAUGUUCCCAACUCUGCCUCCCACAGAAAUACAGUGCAGGGUCAGGAGAGAGAGCCGGGCCUCACAUAGCUCAUUGGAGGAUGCCCAUUGAUAAUUACAAAAGCAAAAAAACUUACUGAUGCUGAAUCACAGUAUGUGAGUGACUGACAGCUUUACUGUAGCUGAUGGACUUUCUAUACUAAGCAUCUUACUCUUAGGACCCCAGCUCUUCUACAAAGAUGUCUAGAGAAAACCUGUAUCCUCACACCACACCUCUCUUUUAGCCCAGAGAGCUGCACUUCAGCCUUUUCCAGAAUUCCAGUGUCACAUAGUUCAGCUCUUACCAACCCAGAUCAGCGGUUGUGAUUCAUCAUUUUGAAGGCUCUUGGAUUUUACAAAAACCUACUCUCACUAUCAUCCUCCAACAGCCACCUUCAGAAUUGAACCCCAUCUUACUCUUCCUUCAAGGAGGAGGAGCUAGGGGUUCAACUCCUUAGUUUAAGGGUUGCUAGUGGAGAUACUUCCAAUAGAAAACAACAGUAGCAGCUUUUCCUCAAAGUGUGACUCCUCAGGGGCUGAACUGCUCUUAGUAUAGGUAUUUCCCUAACGAUCUAGCAGAUAAGAGACAGCCACCACCGACUAUUACUAGUCACAUAGCUUCCAGAUACAAGAGAGGUGUAGAACUGGGAUGGAAGCAACCCCAAGUGUCUGCAAUAAAACCUUGAGGAAACCUCCUUCCUUCAGGCAGGAGAACAAGGCCAAGACCACCCAGAGGUGCUUAGAGGUGUCAGGAGAAAAGGAGGAGACUGUUGGAACCCCCUCCUUUCACCAAGUCCAGCCCCUUCUCUGCUUCUUGCAACCCUCUUGCACGGAAACAUUUGCAGAAUUGCAGAUCCCCUCCACACCCCCAGAUAAUAGGAGGAAAGGACUUUGGGGGGGGUGGGGGAUGGGGUAGUGGUAUUUUAAAAGCAUAAGUUACCUGUUUGCACUGUUUUAAGAUAGGUUAAAAGAAAAUUAGUGGUCAAGGUGAGCAUCAGACGUAAAUUUGUGUGUUUUUAUUUUGUCAUGCUCUUGAAAAUGUUUGACCAUUUGUAGUAUAUGCCAGUGAAACUUGCUUCUCUGUUGCAGAAAACACUAUUACUAUUAUUUUGAAAUGUUACUGUCCAAAAGCCUCUUCCCUCACCUCCCCUCUUCCUGUGUACUUCCUCCAUACUUGCUUUACUGAUCAACCCAGCAAUAGCCAUCCAAGAGCUAGGGCAUGAAGCAGGACCCUUUCCAAGCAGCCUCUGGGUGUCCUAAGACAGCACGCACCCCAUGGUUUAGUGAGUAUAGCUGUGUCCCUGGCACCUGACUGACAGUAAGGCUCACAGACCAGACGACAGCAAGUCAUCAAACUCUAGGGGUGAGGAGCCAGGCAGCAGAGGGGGCUCCUCAAGUAUUGCAGUUGGCUGGAGCCGCUGAGUUCUCCACGUUACCAGAACUGUAGCCAGUUACAGUUUACUCAGGAAAAAAAAAAAAAAAAAGGUAGAUCAAUUCAGCCAUGGUAGUGCUGGCUGGCAGGGAUUGGUAACUGAGAGAACUGCUCAUCAGCCAAAACUUGCCUUUAAGGAGCCUGCCAGCCAGGGCCUCGAUUCUCUCUGUCUGGUGGUUCUAGAAUUGCCAACUGUGAGGGCUUGGCUCACACAGUGGCAAGCAGAAAAGGGAACAUCAAUUAUCUUUCCUCUCCCCACCUUCUGCCCCCCUCACCAACCAGAAUCCCAGGUGCCAUGUGAGUUUUUGAAUCGUUAAAAAAAAAAGUUUUUUGGUUUGGUUUUUUUGGGGACUGAUAAGUGCUUUGAGCAAUGUCUCUACCCCACAUAGACUCCCAGCUUUAGUCUUUUUCUUAUAUAUUUUUUCUGUUCACAGUAUUUGUGUGUGUGUACACGCUUGUUUUUGGCAGCUCCUUUUGGCUAUAUUAUAUAUCGAGUGAUAAAUUGAUCCUCCCACCACCGGAUAUUAAAUCUCUCUUUUUUUUUUUUUUCUUUUUUCUUGUGUUUGAAUUCUGCUUGUGAAUAGCUGGAGCGAACCUGGGACUGACACGUAAGCUAGGGCUGCAAAGUGGCAGGAGCCAGUGGCCAUGUCCCUGACUGCUGACACACACACACACACACACACCAGAGCCUCUGAGCUUUCCAUCCCAAAUCUUUGCAAGGCUAAAAAUGCCAUAGAACCUCUCCUCUUCUCCCCACUUCCCAUGACAGAGACUGAACCAUCCCAACAUGCAACAUGCAAUUUCUCCAGCCCUCUCCCGUUGCCAUGGCAAAACAGGUACCUUUGGGCAUGGGGGCAAAUCAUGGGAUGCUUUGUAUAAUUGACCACCUGGCCUUCUCUCUACCCCCCCCCCAGAAUCACUUCCUAGGACACCCGAGCUGCUUGUCCAGGGUCCUGUUUCCCUGCAGACUACAGAGAAGCACCCCAGGGCUUUGUGACAGUCUCUACUCUCCACCCCCUUUCUCGUUAAGAAUCAUAUUGUAUAGUAGCUUUCAGACCAUACAGUAUUCAUUGGGUUUCUCCUAUUAUUAUCAAGUAGCUGGAAUUGUGAAGGUUGGAGUAGUUAGAUCUUUAGCUUUUAUUCUUUUUUUUUUUUGUAUUACUAUCCAUGUGUAUAAAUUAUUGAUCAUGUUGCUGGCUUUUAUAAACUCUAAGCAAAGGAGGAGCAUUGCCUCUGCCUUUGCAAAUGGUAAUGAAGCACUGUUUUUAAAUAAAAGAGAGAAACACCA
Molecule: messenger RNA, 7295 nt
Organism: Erinaceus europaeus (western European hedgehog)
Lineage: Eukaryota; Metazoa; Chordata; Mammalia; Eulipotyphla; Erinaceidae
Gene: RBFOX2
Product: RNA binding fox-1 homolog 2
Exons: 15
Coding region: 444-1826 (460 amino acids)
Biological process (GO): regulation of alternative mRNA splicing, via spliceosome; nervous system development
Cellular component (GO): nucleus; cytoplasm
Molecular function (GO): mRNA binding
Source: RefSeq, a predicted model, not a curated record